Molecule: messenger RNA, 4626 nt
Organism: Amphibalanus amphitrite
Lineage: Eukaryota; Metazoa; Arthropoda; Thecostraca; Balanomorpha; Balanidae
Product: Fanconi anemia group D2 protein-like
Exons: 25
Coding region: 65-4264 (1399 amino acids)
Biological process (GO): interstrand cross-link repair; double-strand break repair involved in meiotic recombination; mitotic intra-S DNA damage checkpoint signaling
Cellular component (GO): condensed chromosome; nucleus
Molecular function (GO): DNA polymerase binding
Source: RefSeq, a predicted model, not a curated record
GUGCAGUUAUGACAGUUCCCUGGCCACUGGCCGCGUUUUUUGCUUAAAUUGCUAGCCGUUCAGUAUGCCUCAUAAAAGACCGAACGUGGAGCCUGGAUCACCGGAGAGGAACGGCCAGGAUAUCGUCAAGAAAAAGAGGAUUGACGAGUCACUUUUUGCUGAAGUUUUGUCCGAGUCGGGGUUUAUUUUGAACCUGAACAACGAACCGUACACAUUGGAGACGGACCAGGCGCUGUUCCAGCGGCGACUGCAGAAGUCGCUGCGAUCCCACCCGGUUCACUGCUACCCUGGCAGUGUCAAGGAGUUUCUGCGCGGACUGGACGGACACAUUGCCGACAACGGCCGACUCAAAUGGGCCUUACUCUACACACAGACGGCGGUCGGGUGCUCGGCAGCGUCACGCGCCGGCCACCAGGACUCGCUGCUCCGUCUGCUGCUGAACGUCGACGAACUCCAGCUGCCGGUUGUUACCCUGCUGGUGGAGCGACUGCUGGAGGUGGCCUACAGCGUCAGCUCUGACGAUGACCGCAGUCUACCACGGCUGGUGCUAGCUAACCUACAGCGCCUGGACCGGCUCACCAACCCAGCUGCCGUCUCCGAGAAAAUGCUGGAGCUGCUGAUCAGUGCCCCGCCAGAGGUUCAAAAGGACAUCAUUACGUUCCUUCCCGAAAUAGUGGACGACUCGACGCACCCAAAGGUGGCUGAAGAACUAUGUAAACUCUACUACUCGUCUCCGGAGCUGUCGGUCACCAUCCUGGACGCUCUGCCGGGUCUGCGUCUGUCGUCCGAGGCGCUGCUCGAGGUCAAACACUCUGUGCAGAAGACGGUGCAGGCGGCGCGGCCCGAACAUCUGCCCGUGGUGGUGAAAUUUCUGCUAGAGGAUGCCGGCCGCGCUGAGGAGCUGAUUGCCGACCUGCGCCGUCGUAUACGACUGCCUCCUCCAGCCGAGCAGUCAGCGGGAACGUCCGGCACCCAGGGCCCCCACAGCGCCUCACACGAGAUGGCGCUGCUGCAGAACAUCCGCUUCGCGUUCCAGGUGGAUCGGCGCCAGCACACGUCCUGGCUAAAGGCUCUGGACGGUAUCUCGCCGCCGGAGGUACACCACCCGUUGGACGUGCUGCUGUUGCUGCAGCUCCACGACACGGCACCCGCCCGCCAGCGGCUCGUCGAGGGCGUCCUCAAGAAGAAGGUGCGCGCGCGCGUCUUCAGCCGGGAGGUGCUUCAGCAGACGUUCGAGGCGCACUCUCAGACGCUGAAGCAGUUUAUCUCGACUCUGCGCCGACUGGCCGCCUUCCUCCUGCGCUGUACCGAGCCAGUUCUGUCAGCGUAUGGCACCGAGAUGUACAGGUUAGCGUUCGUCUCGUUCUCUGGUUACCAGCAGCAGGAGGUGGUGGUGGGCUUACUGUCCCAUUCUGCUGACCCGCCGACAGUGCGACAGGCCGCCCUCCGGCUCUGUCAGACACUGGCAGAGGAGAACACGGACGCGCUGGCUCGCUACUCGGCCUUCCUCAAGAGCUGGCUGGACCUGCUGGAGCAGCUGACGCUGCCCGAGGCGCGCCAGCUGAUGGAGGUGCUCAGCACGCUGGCGUUCCGCGCGCCGCACGAGGCCGCCACUGUCGGCGACGAGCUCAAACUGAUGACGCACAAACAGCUGGCCAGCUCAUCCUGUCGGUACAAGCGUCUGGGUGUGGUCAGCGUUCUAAUGGCCAUCAAGUGUCGCCAGAACAGCGCUGACUCGAGCGAUGCGACCACGGUCUCUGACGAUAGCCAGUCGUCAGAGAUCGUCCUGACCUCGGCUGGCCAGCGGGAGACUGCCCAGCUGCUGCAGCUCGCUCAGACGGCCGUGGCGGGAGCGGCCGACGCGCGCGGACUCCUGCUCGACGAGCUGGCCAGUCUGGUGUGGCGCGCCGGCAUCCACCCCAAGAUAGAGCGAUGGAUUUGUGACCAGCAGAUUGACGAUUUCCAGGAGACGUAUGUGGUGGACCUGCCGGAUGGCGACCCUCAGUGUGACGGCCUCUCCGUCUCGCUGCAGUACGGCCUGGAGGAGGCGGACGUGGGGGAGAUCGCACUCAACCUGGCUCCGAUGGCACUGAACCGACCCGAGCAGUUAGCCACGCUAUGCGCCCAGUUCCGCCUGCUGCGCCUCUGCGUGGCCUCCCUGGAUGGCGGAGACAUGAAGAAGUUGGACGCGCUCCUCGGCUGUCCGGUGAUACUGCCGGCUGAUCUAGACCCGACGACCGUCGGCGCGCUGCCCGUGCCCGCCCGCCACGCCAUCCUGACGGCACUCUUCCACUGUGUCAACUUCUUCCGGGAGUUGCUCAACGCCUUCUCCACGCAGAAGGACCAGGAGCUAAAAUUGCGGUGUGUCCUGCGUCUGCGCGCCGUGCUCCAGCUGGAGACUCAGAUCGCUCAGCUGCUGCCGCUGGUGCCCGGCUUUGUGCCGCCGGCCGCCAUCUUUGACUCUGAUGUGCCACCGCCGACACCGCCGGCCGCCGGCAAACGGCAGAAGGCGCCGGCCAAGCGUAAGGGCAAGGGUGGCAAGUCGGGCCGUCCGGCUGCGGCCGCGGACGCCUCUGUCAACCAGAGCACAGCUGUGUCUCAACCGGAGCCCACCCAGGCUCCCUCCGGCGGCGGCGCGGGCGGGGGCGGCCUGGCCGGCUACCGCGCCUUCCUGCGAGAACUCGACAUGGACGUCUACCGUCUCCUCUACCGUCGGUUAUCCCUCACCGAACACACCACGGAAAAGUUCUGUCUGCGCCCCUCCGAGCUGCUGCUUCUGCUCGAUGACCUGGCGCUCAAACUGGAGCGCCGCCUGUCCCCCAGCGGUGGCGGGGCACUGGCCGCCAUGCACGCGGCUAAUGGGGCCCGCGGCCUGGGCUUCUCACACCUGGACCUGCUGCCGGAGGCCAGUGUGGCGCGCCAGGCGGCCACGCUGCUGAAGCCGCUCAGCGUCAUCGCCGACAGCAUCGUCGGCAUGUUCAGGUCUCAGAUAGCCGACAAUGAUGGCGUCCUGGACGGUCCGGGGAUGUUUAACGAGGAGUCGGGCCGGCUGUCCACCUGUCUAUCGGCCGUGUACCGCAUCAUGGCCACGCUGCUCUCCUGGCCGGGCCUGCACGAGCCCGCCAACAAACAGCUGGCCACAGAGGCGGUGGGAAACCUGCGUCUGACCGACACCGGCCGCAGCCAGGCGGCGCCCAGUCAGCCGCAGUCUCAGCAGCCGACCACUCGCGCCUUCAGCCUUCUGGAGCAGCACGCGGCGUCUGUGCCGCAGAUCGAGUGUGCGGCGAACCUGGCGCGCACGCUGGCGGCGCUGGCGGAGCUGUCGGCGGAACCGCGGCUGCAUGAGACGCUCGCCGACUGCGCCGAGUCACUACUGAAGCGGGAGUGGUUCUCUGCGGACGGCGCGCGCGAGUCGGGCGCCGCGUACGGCGGCCGGGUGUCCGCCCUGCUGCAGCUGGUACUGGCUCCCGCCGACGGACGCCUGCUGGAGCGGCUCGAGAGGCUGGCACAGACGGCGCUGGCCGAGCUGCUGGACUCGACCGGACGGGAGCCGGCCUCAGAGACCUACCCGACGCUGGCCAAAUCGACAUUCGGCCACUACUACCGCGUCAUGUUCGCCGCCCUGGUGGAGGCGAUCCGCGGCGUGGUGUCGGCCGGCGGCUCGGAGCGCGGGCGACUCGACCGGUGGGCGGCGGCUCUGCGCGUCUUCAACCAGAUGGUCGGCUGCCUGCGAGUGUUCAGCAGUCGGAGCGCCGUGGGAGUCUGUUUGAAGCACUCUCGGCGGCUGGUCGACCUGUUUGUGCGCCACGCCAUCCCCAUGCUGGAGCUCAUGCUGAAGCACCAGCGUGACGAGGUGCUUACCAUUCUGAAGAACUUCCAGCUGAGCGCCCGGUACUUGCACCACGUGUGCAACCACUCCAAGAGUCUGAAGGACGCCAGUCUGAUGAACCACGUGCCCUACUUGAAGAAGGGUCUGGAGUCGUUUGUGUUCCGAGUCAAGGCCAUGCUGGCACUGAAUGGCUGCUCGGAUGCCUUCUGGAUGGGCAACCUGAAGAACCGCGACCUACGCGGCGAGGAGAUUUUCUCCCAGCGCUCUGAGCCGGACGACUCUACCGAGGCUGCCGAGUCUGAGGGCGAGGGCGCCGCCGACUCGGACCUCGACCUGGACGCGGCCGACGAGCGCUCCUCGCCCUCGCCCGCCUCUCCCGGGCGAGCGGCCGACGGAGAGGAGAAGCCCGAAUCGGAGAUAAGUGACGCCUACUGAGCAGUGGACGGGAACGGUCGCAGGUAGGCGACAGUGGGGGCAAUGAGCGGGCAACAGUUGAGCAUCGAGCGGGGAAUGGCCGAGCAACGAUCAGGGCCAGCGUCCGGGGAAUGCUUGGGCAAUACUCGGGAUGGAGUAGACACCGAACGGUGAAUGGUCGGGCAACGGUCGGCCGAAGCUGGAGGAUUGAGCGACCCUCGAGCGAGCGAUGGUCGGCAAGUCAGUUCUGAAUGCGGGGUGAUAAUCUGUGUACAGUGAGGAUUACUGACACGGAAGUGUUUUGUGCGUCUGCUUGUUUCAUCUGAGCAUUUGUAUCAUAGAAGCAUUGCUAUGUACUUCUUAUACAUACAUUCUUAUUUCCA